Messenger RNA from Pocillopora damicornis (cauliflower coral), 1164 nucleotides. RefSeq names its product monocarboxylate transporter 10. The record is from RefSeq and is a predicted model, not a curated record. Gene Ontology annotation, molecular function: transmembrane transporter activity. NCBI's taxonomy places the organism in Eukaryota, Metazoa, Cnidaria, Anthozoa, Scleractinia, Pocilloporidae. Gene Ontology annotation, biological process: transmembrane transport.
AUGUCGUUACGCAUUGAAAGCGAUACAUGGGUUGGAUCCUUGAACACGGCUUGUGGCUACAUUCUUAACCCAUUCAGCGUCCAUGUUACAAACCGUUUCGGCUUCCGGGCUACCGCCAUUCUGGGAUCUGUGGCGAGCCUAAUAGGCAUAGGCCUGGCUUCAUUUUCUGCUCAGCUAUGGAUGAUGUACCCGACUUAUGGCUUCCUGACGGGGUUUGGAAGCACAACGAUCUAUAGUACAUCGAUGCUGGUCGUUUUAAAGUAUUUUGUGAAAUGGCGUUCUGUGGCGGUCGGACUCGUCGCAUCGGCAACAUCGGUUUCUGCGUUUGCCAUGACACAAUUUGUUCAAGCACUACUAAGUGCCUUUGGCUGGCGAUGGGCCAUGCGAGGAAUAGCGGGUCUGUUUUUAAUGUGUGGUUUGUGUUCAGCUUUAUAUCUACCGGUCAACAAAGCGAAGGAAAGUGAUGAACAAACUCUGGAUAGAAUUGGAACAGACAAGAAGAAGGAUAAUGAACCACAUGUACUGAAGAACCACAGAUUUUUAGUAUUUUGCUCUGCAAAUACAAUUGUUAUGUUUGGAUACUUCAUUCCAGUUAUGCACAUCAUCAAACAUUGUAAGCAAGAACUCCAGAUUCCUGAACACAAAUCCUACAUACUCUUCACUUACCUCGCUGGAGCGUCUGUUAUCAGCCGCCUCGCGUUCUGCAAAUUGGGAGACUUUCAAUGCGUCAGCCGUUUCUUUCUUUAUCAAGUGUCCGUGGUCAUAUAUGGGAUAUGUGUGUUACUACUACCAUUUGUAAAAACGUUUAACUCUUUGGUGAUAAUAUUUGUUGUUUUUGGACUUAUGGACGGCGGUGCAGUGGGUCAGUUUUCCCUUCUUGUCUUAGGCUGCGUCGGUCAAAGAAAAGUGAAUCAAGGCUGGGGUUACGCCAUGUUUAGUGUAGGUUUUGGAGUCGGCACUGGACCUCCACUCGCAGGUUUUAUGGCGGACGAGAGUGGUUCCUACGCGGUAGCCUUUUAUUUAUCAGGAGUAGUGCUUAUAGCUGGAGCUGCUAUCACACUACUGAUGAAGUUUGUAAAGCAACCGGACGUAACCGAAGGCCCUGAAGAAGUCAAAGCCCAAGAAAUGGGAAUUCUGAUUGUAGAGAAAGUCACCGUUCUUUAA